Messenger RNA from Nakaseomyces glabratus, 678 nucleotides. RefSeq names its product 40S ribosomal protein uS7 (gene RPS5). Gene Ontology annotation, molecular function: rRNA binding; structural constituent of ribosome; mRNA binding. NCBI's taxonomy places the organism in Eukaryota, Fungi, Ascomycota, Saccharomycetes, Saccharomycetales, Saccharomycetaceae. Gene Ontology annotation, cellular component: ribosome; cytosolic small ribosomal subunit. The record is from RefSeq and is a predicted model, not a curated record. Gene Ontology annotation, biological process: translation; ribosomal small subunit assembly.
AUGUCUGACACAGAAGCUCCAGUUGAAGUUCAAGAAGAGUUCGAAGUUGUUGAAGAAUUCACUCCAGUCACCUUGGCUACUCCAAUCCCAGAAGAGGUUCAAAGAGGUUCCACUGAAAUUAAGUUGUUCAACAAGUGGUCUUUUGAGGAUGUCGAAGUGAAGGACCCAUCCUUGGUCGACUACGUCCAAAUUAGACAACCAAUCUUCGUUGCUCACACCUCCGGUCGUUACGCCAACAAGAGAUUCAGAAAGGCUCAAUGUCCAAUCAUCGAAAGACUAACCAACUCCAUGAUGAUGAACGGUAGAAACAACGGUAAGAAGUUGAAGGCCGUCAGAAUCAUUAAGCACACUUUGGAAAUCAUCCACAUCUUGACCGAACAAAACCCAUUGCAAGUUGUUGUUGACGCUAUCACCAACACUGGUCCAAGAGAAGACACCACCAGAGUCGGUGGUGGUGGUGCUGCCAGACGUCAAGCCGUCGAUGUUUCUCCAUUGAGAAGAGUUAACCAAGCUAUUGCUUUGUUGACCAUCGGUGCUAGAGAAGCUGCCUUCAGAAACAUCAAGACCAUUGCUGAAACUUUGGCCGAAGAAUUGAUUAACGCCGCCAAGGGUUCUUCUACUUCUUACGCUAUCAAGAAGAAGGACGAAUUGGAACGUGUCGCCAAGUCCAACCGUUAA